AUGGCAUUGGCUCUCUUCGCGUUGGCCCUCUUGGGCUCGGGAGCGCAGGCAGCUGCAUCAUACAAUUCAACACUAGCCUGGGUACCCUUCAGCCAGACUCAAUUCGAUGGUAACGCCGCCCUAGAUACGGAUGGAGCGAAUGGAGAUGUUCAGCUCUUCUGGACGCUUGGAGACGAGUACUCGACAUACGGGAUUGCGUCCAAAUCCAGCGGUUAUCUUGCCGUGGGCUUCAGCCAGACUGGCGCGAUGACUGGGGCCGAUAUGGCAGUCGGAUACACAGACCAGAAUGGCACCUUCAUGUUUGAGAACCGCCAUGCGACAGGCUUUAUUGUACCCGAGAUCUCUCAAGACCAAACAAAAAACAUGCGAUUCAAGCAAGGCUACCAGGCAAAUGGAGUCACUGCCUUCAUCUUCGAUAAGAAGAACCAGGCCGACUGUCUCCUAGAUCAAGGCAAUGUUGCUAUCGACUCGUUUCAAUGGAUGAUCUAUGCUCAUUCUGAUCAGAACACCUUCGCACAGCACGCAGCUGGCGACAUGGGGAAGCAAUACGUCAAGCUAGGCACUAGCAACGCCAUCUCCUUGGACAUCGCUCGCACUACCAACAACAGUCAGAACUUCACUGUCGUCUCGCCGGAGGUAGUUAUUCCUACCGAUGAGACCACUUACUGCUACUCUAUGCACAAAAUGCCGACGACGGCAAAUAGAAGCUAUUUGAUUGGCGAACGACCGCCCAAAGCAAGUCCACUGCUUCAUCACUUAGUCCUUUAUGCAUGCUAUGGUCCCGCUGACCAGUUCGAGAGCAUGCUCGGCCAGCCGGCUGAUUGCAACUGGCAGAACUUUUCAAAUCCUUGCAAUGGAUUUGUCACAGAGUGGGCUCCAGGCAUGUCUGCUCGCACAUUCGAAGACGGAUUUGGUAAACCGUUCGGCGCCGACCUGUACCAGUAUGCGAUGCUAGAGACACAUUACAACAACCCUGGUGGGACCGCAAACCAGACGGACGCUGCGAGCUACGAGUUCAUCUACACUGAUAGUCCAGUGGCAACUGAAAUUGGAACUUUGACUCUAGGCGAUAUGCAAGUCAAUGGCUGGUUUAUGGACCCAGGCAAGCCACUCGUAGCACACUCAACAAUCUGCACACCCGAAUGCACAAGCAAGUGGCCUGCCGAAGGGAUAACGGCCGUUGCAGUCUUCCAUCAUAUGCACUACCGCGGCGUCAAUGCCCGCGUACAGAUCAUUCGCAAUGGCACUGAGAUUGCACCUCUGUCGGAACUGUAUGAUUUCCAGUACGGGUACCAGUUCUCCAAAGCUUUGAGCAACAUCCAGCUGCUGCCUGGAGAUCAGCUUAUCACCACUUGCGAGUACGACACUAUGAACGACACCACGCCGGUCGCUGGCGGCCAAUCAAGCCGGGACGAGAUGUGCUUCGCGUGGGUCGACUACUAUCCAUUGAAUAAUGUCUUGGGCUGCACACAGAUCAAUCCGCAUCUCGCCGACCCAAGCCAACAGAACGGCACGGUCGCAAUGUGUCUUGAUUCCUCCAACCCCAACCCAGAUCUUUACCCUUCGAAGUCUCUGACAGCUGAUUUCCAGCACCUCCCAGUCUCUGGUAACAACUGCUCAGGCAAUGCUCUUUCUAAACCCAAUGGAGCAGCCAUUUUGAGCACCUGCCCAGACACAGAUGUCUGCUACUCAGUCAGUGUACCCCGAAAAGAACCGACCUCAGCCUCAGGCGAUAUCUACUUCCAACUGUCGGCUCCGACAACAUACUCUUGGGUAGCGCUUGCACAGGGUACAGCGAUGAGUAACGCCAACAUGUUUGUUAUGUACGCUUCAGCGGAUGGCAAGAACGUGACGCUCUCCCCAAGAAAUGCACCUGGGCAUCAAAUGCCGACACAUAAUGCCGCUGCCGACGUCGUCUUGUUAGAGGGCUCUGGGAUAGCGAACGGCAAAAUGACGGCCAAUGUGCUAUGCAAGAACUGCAGCAGCUGGAGCACAGGCAAGAUGGACUUUCAGGACAUCGUCAGCCAAUGGGUCUACGCUCAUUUACAAGGGCUGCCCAUCAACUCUGAUGACUUGAAUACUGCGAUUUCUCAUCAUGACAAAUCGGGGGGGUUCCAGUGGGAUCUGUCGCAGGCCACAGGAGGUCCAGAUGCAAAUCCAUUCCUCGCUGGGGUAGCGAACACGACCUCCUCAUCAAGCACGGCUGGAGGACAGAUGCAAACACCUAUGAUGCAAGCCCACGGUGCUCUGGCUUCCAUCGCCUUCGUCGCCAUCUUCCCGAUUGGUGCCGUUCUUGUCCGUCUAGCCAGCUUCCCAGGGCUAGCUUGGGUCCAUGGAGGCCUACAAAUCUUCAGCUACGUCGUCUUCAUCGCCGCAGCAGGUCUCGGAAUUUAUCUGGCAAGGCAAGACUCCUACUUGAAUCAGCCUCAUGCAAUCAUCGGCAUGCUUCUCUUUGGCGUCCUAUCCUUCAUGCCGAUCCUCGGCACGAUCCACCACAACAUCUUUAAGCAAGUGAAGAAGCGGACAGCUUGGUCUUACGCUCACAUCUUCACGGGUCGAACAGCGAUCCUGCUCGGCAUGGUCAACGGUGGGCUCGGCCUAAAGCUUGUCAACGCUGGAAGGCCCUAUAUCAUAGCAUAUGGCGUUUCUGCUGGCAUGAUGGGUGUUGUCUUCAUUGGUGUGAUCGUCUUUGGUGAGGUCACGCAGAAGAAGGACACUUCGGGAGUGCCUACAAGUCCAAUCACGGGUCCUGGGGAGUCGAAGGGGCAAGAGGGGAGCGGAAGUGAAAGUGAUGCGCGUUCGUAG
Molecule: messenger RNA, 2805 nt
Organism: Recurvomyces mirabilis
Lineage: Eukaryota; Fungi; Ascomycota; Dothideomycetes; Mycosphaerellales; Teratosphaeriaceae
Exons: 1
Coding region: 1-2805 (934 amino acids)
Molecular function (GO): oxidoreductase activity, acting on paired donors, with incorporation or reduction of molecular oxygen, reduced ascorbate as one donor, and incorporation of one atom of oxygen; copper ion binding
Source: RefSeq, a predicted model, not a curated record